Messenger RNA from Girardinichthys multiradiatus, 3118 nucleotides. RefSeq names its product CTF18, chromosome transmission fidelity factor 18 homolog (S. cerevisiae) (gene chtf18). Gene Ontology annotation, molecular function: ATP binding; ATP hydrolysis activity. The transcript is spliced from 22 exons. Bases 148 to 2916 code for a protein of 922 amino acids. The record is from RefSeq and is a predicted model, not a curated record. Lineage: Eukaryota; Metazoa; Chordata; Actinopteri; Cyprinodontiformes; Goodeidae.
CAUCACAACAAAAAUGACCGCGAACCUUCCUCUGUUAAAGGAGCUGCCACCGAAGCUGAAUGUAAAACGUUUUCUUAGUUUUUGAGGGGCUGGAUAAAGCAGCCGUUGUCUUUUCUGGUUGCACUUUUCAGCUAACGCGAUAUAAAAAUGGAUGAAUACGACGAGCUGUUUGGGAUUGAGGACCAGUUCGAGGAGCAGUUUGCUGAUGAGCUCGAAGUGUUAGCAGAGAUGGAGGAGGAAACCUCCCAGCCGGCCAAGCGUCCUAAACGGGCUCAGGGAGAUGACGUUUCCGACAUACAGCACCUUCUGGGUGAUCAGCCCGUCACUCCAAAGGCAAAACGACAGAAGAACGAUGCGGGUGUGGUUAAGCGGCUUUUCAACAGAUCACAAACCCAGGAGAGGAAUGUCCCGCCACAGCGUGAUGACAUCACGCCUCCGUCUUCUCCUGAGCACUACGAGCCGUCGAAAACCUUCAGGUCUACUCCUGCUAUGUUGGAUAUCAGUGGCUUUGCGGAAAUCCCAGAGACACCGAGGCGACCUGUCACGCCAACCCCAGCGUCCACACGUGUGCUGAAGCGGCCACCUUUGGAGGGAGAGUUUAUCAGUGUGACAGAUUCAUCGGGGAAUCGGGUCUACCUCAGACAGAAGGAAGAGAUGGAUAUAAAGACUGUGGAGUCAAGAAUAGUACCGAACUCCGAUGGUGGACUGGGACUACUCGCGUUGCCAAUAAGAGCUCUGAGAGAACAGGAGGCAGAGAGGCGCCACCAGCAGGUUGUUGAGGAAUCACAGCGUCUUACUGAGCUGCUGGUCAGCAGUGUGAACGAUGUGUUUGCCGAGUCUGAAAACCCAGAGAACCAGGAGAACGAGGAUCCUGAAGAGGCAGAGGGACGAGCAUCUCGGCUGUGGGUGGACAGGUUUUCACCGCGUCACUACACGGAGCUCCUCAGUGACGAUUUCACUAACCGAUGUCUGCUGAAGUGGCUGAAGCUCUGGGACACUGUGGUGUUCGGAAGAGAGAGGAAGUCCCGUCCCGCUCGCUCUGACAGACAGGCAGCCCAUCAGAAUUCAUUCAAACCCAAUCAGGGAGGACAGAAUCAAAACCGCUUCAAGAGCAAAGUUGAGAUGACUGAGGAGAUACUUGAGGCUGAACUGGACCAGUACAAACGACCCAAAUACAAGGUGGCGCUACUGUCGGGUCCUCCUGGUUUAGGGAAGACCACCUUGGCUCAUGUCAUAGCAAAGCAUGCUGGGUACAAUGUGGUGGAAAUCAACGCCAGUGAUGAUCGCAGCGCUGAAGUCUUCCAGAAACGCAUUGACACGGCGACUCAGAUGAAAUCGGUUUUAGGAUCCAACGAGAGGCCGAACUGCCUGAUUAUUGACGAGAUCGAUGGAGCACCCGCGGCCGCCAUCAACAUACUGUUGUCGGUGCUGACCAAGAAAGAUGGACACGGUGGGGAGGCUGGGACAGACACGGCUAAGAAGAAAAAGAAGAAGGAGUCUAUACUGCUUCGUCCAAUCAUCUGCAUCUGUAACGACCUUUAUGUUCCCGCUCUCAGACCUCUCAGGCAACAAGCUUUCCUUCUGGUUUUCCCUCAAACUCAACCUUCCCGCCUCACUCAGAGAUUGGCAGAGAUCUCCAGCCAGCAGGGCCUGAAAGCAGACACGGGUGCUCUGAUGUCCUUGUGUGAGAAGACGGAUAAUGACAUCCGUUCCUGCAUCAACACUCUACAGUUCCUGCAUGGUCGUGGCUUGAAGCAGCUGGACUCUAGAACCAUUCAGAGCGUCUCUGUUGGGCAGAAGGACCAGAACAAAGGCUUGUUCUAUGUGUGGCAGGAGAUCUUCCAGUUGCCACGUACAAAACGAAAACGUAUCGGGGCAGGCUUUGAAGAGGCACCUGGUUCAGGAAGUGGGUUUCAGAGGUUCCAGCACAUUCUGCACCUCGCUUCAUCAAGUGGAGAAUAUGAAAAGGUGUCUCUGGGCCUCUAUGAUAAUUAUUUGUCCAUGCGCGUGAGGGACCCCAACCUGCAGGCCGUGUGUGAGGCUCUGGAUUGGCUGACGUUCUCUGACAGGCUGAACCAAGCGAUUCUGCAUGGACAGAACUUCUCUCUGAUGAAAUACCUGCCCUUCCUGUCCGUGGCGUUUCACUUCCUGUUUGCCCACCCGCAUGUGCCCCGCAUCAGCUAUCCCCACAGCCACCACGAGGCCUCCACUCAUCUCCUCAGCAGCAGGAACGCUUUGUCCACCAUGUUGGCCGACAUCCCGGCAAGCAUCAGAUCAAGGAUCGGCCAGCUCAGCCUGACUCUUGAUAUCCUCACGCUGCUCCUUGACAUCAUUUGUCCAAAACUACGACCUGUGAAUCCGCAGCUGUUUAGCAGCAGAGAGAAGGACCAGAUGCGCGAGCUGAUCGACACCAUGCUGGCCUACAACCUUUCUUACAGGCAGGACCGCACACCUGAGGGGCAGUACACCUACGUCCUGGAGCCGCGUGUCGAGGACGUGGCGAGGUUUUCUGGCUUGCCGCCGCGUCGGCAGCUGACGUAUCAGGCCAAACAGACCAUCAGCAGAGAGAUGGAGCAGGAGAAGAUGAGGAGAGCUGAGCAGAUGAUGUUGCAGAGGAACCCUGUAGCGAAAAAGGAAGAAAUAAAGAGCGCUGGCCCGAAACGGACCCGGAACCAUCAGCAGAGGUUGGAGAACAUUGUGAAACAGACCACAGUGGAGACCAGGCCGGAGGUGGAUUUCUUCGGUCGAGUGGUCGCCCCCAAACCUCAGGGGCCACAGUCGUCCUCAGACUCAGGUGAGAAGUGUGCUGUUCUUGCGAUGGGAACGGCUGUGGGCAACAGUGAUGUGUGGUUCCGGUUCAACGAGGGCAUGUCCAACGCCGUCAGACGCAACGUUUACAUCAGAGAGCUUUUAUAAUGCACCUCCUGCACAAAUGGAUCGACAUCAACACGCUCUGUUAAUUGAAAACAGUCUUUAUUUGGAUCGACAGUGCAAAGAGACAAUAAGAAGGACGUUGCAGAACCCAAGAAGUGACGCUCUGUGUUGUACACUCACUCCGACACACACAUCAGGCAAUAGCAUCCAGGAAUCUCCAAAUAAAUAAAAAUCAAAGCAAUAA